AUGAAAGAGGAGAAGGAGGGGGGGAGAUGGAAAGAGAGCGCCAAGGACCAGGAGGCGUGGUACGACAAGAUCGAGGACGGGGCGGCAUGGUUCAUGAGGAAAUGGCACAGACAGGAGGCGGAAGCAUCCGCGAAGCGCCAGCGCCAGCGCGCGGAGGAAGCAGAGACGGAGAGGGCUUCCAAGCAGGAGGAGGAGGAGGAGGAGGAGGAGGAGGAAGAGGAGGAGGAGAAGGGCGAGAAGAGCGACGUACCUCACGAAGGUCCGGCGAACGAUUCGUUAUCGUUGACGUCGUCAUCGUCGUCUCCGACUUUCCGGCUUUCGUCGUCGAGAAGGCGUUCUUGGGACAGGGGAAAGAUGGUCAUCACCAGCAGCUUCAGGACACUCCUGUCGCCCAACCUGAAUGCCGACGUGGGUGACGUCACUCCGCGACGACGACCCGGAUCACGGCGGGAGGACGGCAGACGCGGUGAUGCCACCCCCGACAGUGGCAAUCUCCCGGCCGAGAGCGGCAAGCCGACCGCAGCAGCAGCUGCGGAGGAGAGAUCAGCAGCGGCGGGAGCGAGAUCUGCCAGGUGA
Messenger RNA from Ectocarpus sp. CCAP 1310/34, 576 nucleotides. The record is from the annotation of a GenBank genome assembly. NCBI's taxonomy places the organism in Eukaryota, Phaeophyceae, Ectocarpales, Ectocarpaceae.